AUGGCCCGACAGUCUGGUCGGGAUGAUCAUCUGCCACAUCGUACAAAACAUGCUGACGGGCUAAGUACAAGGGUCUUGCUUCUGGAUAUCAACGCUGCCGGGUACCUGGUGACUGGGAUGAGAGGUCGGGAUGGGAUCCUAAGCAUCGGAGACGAUAAAAUAAAAGUCAGAAAGAAAACAAAGAAUAACUUUGGAAACGAAAGCUGGAUGUCACCAAGAAUGUUGUAG
Penicillium mononematosum is the source of this 228-nucleotide messenger RNA. RefSeq lists its product as uncharacterized. The record is from RefSeq and is a predicted model, not a curated record. Bases 1 to 228 code for a protein of 75 amino acids. The transcript is spliced from 3 exons. NCBI's taxonomy places the organism in Eukaryota, Fungi, Ascomycota, Eurotiomycetes, Eurotiales, Aspergillaceae.